AUGAAACGGGUCAAGAAUAGGUUGGAAGAGAGUAAAAUAAAACUUGAGUACACACAAGAAGCAGUGGACCACCUUGCUCAGCUAGGGUUUGACCCCAACAAUGGGGCAAGACCGGUGAAGCGAGUUAUUGAGAAGAUUGUGAAGAAGGAGAUCGCCAACAAAGUUCUGAAAGGAGAAUUUUCUGCGGAUGACACUAUUCUUCUCGAUGUUGACCAGACAAGCAAUGAACUGGUCAUCAAGAAGCUCGGGAGUGAUGCUCCUGUUGAAGAAAUGGCUGCUUGA
This is a messenger RNA of Brassica napus (rape), 282 nucleotides long. Its product is annotated as chaperone protein ClpB4, mitochondrial-like. Gene Ontology annotation, cellular component: cytoplasm. Gene Ontology annotation, molecular function: ATP hydrolysis activity. NCBI's taxonomy places the organism in Eukaryota, Viridiplantae, Streptophyta, Magnoliopsida, Brassicales, Brassicaceae. The record is from RefSeq and is a predicted model, not a curated record. The transcript has a single exon. Gene Ontology annotation, biological process: cellular response to heat. The coding region runs from base 1 to 282 and encodes 93 amino acids.